Molecule: messenger RNA, 5298 nt
Organism: Bombus huntii
Lineage: Eukaryota; Metazoa; Arthropoda; Insecta; Hymenoptera; Apidae
Gene: Cerk
Product: ceramide kinase
Exons: 8
Coding region: 181-1761 (526 amino acids)
Molecular function (GO): kinase activity
Source: RefSeq, a predicted model, not a curated record
GUCGAUCGUGCACCGUAGUUGUGCUCCAACUAACGAGCGAGUAGGAUUGUAAAGAAUUUUCUCUGUUCGUGUUCCAUUCGUAAGCGUUGUUUUCGAUUUCCGCGUCGAUCUUCUCGCGUAUAACAAAUCAAUCGACGUAAAGAUGACUUCCCUACGAUCUUAUUGUUGAACGAGUUACUUAUGGAAAGGCAGUCAAAACCAGCCGUCAGUAUGAUGCAGGAGAUCACAGACCAGUCCUCCAGGACUGUCCUCCUGAAUACGUUUGUGGUAAAAAAGAAACGGUGCAGAGUCUACUUUCAUCGUGGCACUCUCAUCUGGGAAACGGAGAAACCUCCAUAUACGAGAUGGACACUACCGAUGACUGACGUGCUCGCCGUUCGUUACGGGGAUGAUUGGAUACAUGGGGUGAAUCUGAAGGAGAAACAACCGCCUCCAACAUCGCCUACCUCGCCCACCGUCUGCCCGACGAAUUUCAUUCUCCACUACGCUGUACGUGGACCAAAGAAUAAAUGGAGCCAUCACAGCGUGACCAUGAGUCACACCGACCCUAGGCAAGUCGCCUCCUGGGUUAAAACCAUCCGAAAUUACCUCAUGGGAUUAACCCAUCGUCCUAGGAAGAUUUUACUAUUCAUCAACCCGUUUGGAGGGAAGAAAAAGGGUUUGAAGAUUUGGGAGAAGGAUGUACAGCCUCUAAUGACUAUUGCUGGCAUUGAUGCGAAGAUACUAGUUACAGAGAGGGUUGGCCAUAUUCGUGAUGUCCUCUUAAGCGUCGAUUUUACUGACUUCCAUGCGAUAGUAUGCAUCGGCGGAGACGGUACUGUCGCGGAGGUGAUCAACGGCCUGGUACUGAGGACCUCGAGGGAUCGACAAAUCGACCCGAAUAAUCCAGAAGUGAAUCUACCGACUCCUCGACUUCCGAUCGGAGUGAUACCCAGCGGAAGUACCGACACGAUCGCGUACAGCCUCCAUGGAACCACCGAUGUGCAAACGGCGACGAUACAUAUCAUUUUUGGCGACAGCACUGGCCUCGACGUCUCCUCCGUGCACAAUGACCAGUCGUUGCUCAGGCUAUACGCCAGCAUGCUCAGUUACGGCUAUCUAGGCGACGUGAUACGGGACAGUGAAAAGUUUCGUUGGAUGGGACCCCAAAGAUACGAUUACUCCGGUUUCAAGAAGAUCCUCGCGAAUAAAGGUUACGAAGGUGAGAUCCAGCUCCUAUCGGACCCUUGCCAUCCAGCAACCAGUACAAGAUGUAUAAAAAACUGCACCAGGUGCCUCCAACACAUGCACAACAGUAUUCCGGAUAAAGAAAUAACCAGAUGGUUGACUAUCAGAGGUAAAUUCUUCAUGGUGAAUGGUGUCAAUCUCGCCUGUGGUUGCUCCAGGAGCCCCAUGGGUUUCAGCCCUCAUUGUCAUGUCGGAGACGGUUGCGUAGACGUAAUUCUCGUCCGACAUACCUCGCUUUUUAACAAUAUCAGGAUGUUGUUGAGGUUGUCCAGCAAACAGAAGACUUUGUACGAUCUGCCGUUCGUCGAGGUGUAUAGAGCCAGGGAGUUCACGUUCCGCACCUUACCUACCCUGCACAUGCAGUCUAGUAGCGAGAUUAGCAACCGCUAUCUGAACUCGAGCCUGAGCGUAUGGAACUGCGACGGCGAGGUGAUCGAUAGCUCCAAUGUGAAAAUCAGGGUACACUGCCAACUAGUGAACAUAUUCACGAGACGAGCCCAGGAACCAGUUCACGGCCGGACCUGUUUCUGUUAGUGGCGAGUAGUAGUCGAUCUGCUGGUCACCAACGUUGCGUUGCUUAAAGUAAGAGAACGACAAACGCGCGUUUUCGAACGAACACGAUGGCAUUCAAAUCGCAUAGUUCCUUCGACUUGCCCUAAUUAAUCGUUAUCGCGAUAUCGAUGCGUGGCGCGCGAGGACAACGAAUAAUUGUCCCGCACGGCGACCACAUCUCCAAAGAUGACUGGGUAUACCAUAACAUCUUUUCACGACUACGAAGAAACGUUUGUAGUUGUGAAACAGAAAAACUGUCUAAGAAUAUCGUUAAAUCUAUACUUUAAAGUUUACCAAUGUAUGAAAGUCGUAGAAUUGGUAACGAGGAAAUUGAAGAGUUUGAAAUUUUUUGAAAGAAGUUUGAAAUUCGGAAACAUUCAAAACACGCAGUAUUGAAUAUCUUGAAUAGUCCAUGACGUCGCAAUUCACAAGAUAUCGUCGUUGUUCGAGCGUCCGACUAACAGCGGAGCUUUCUACCGAAUACUCCGUGCGACGCGUGUCACAGCUAUGCCUAUCUGUCCGGUAUUUCUUCGAAUCAAGGUCUGAAACCACCAAGAAAGAUGUCAACGUCCAUGAAGACCACGAAGAAUACGGGACCUUACGUUUGCACAGCGAUACUCGGCCAAUCCUUUUCCCUUUUCCCUUCUUAUUAUUAAAUUAUAGCCUGUAAUCGUCGAACAUUCCAUCGUGGAUGUCUCCACUACGCUGCGACUCAGCCGAUAAAUUGUACUUACAGAGUUUUGUAUAACGGAGACCGGUUUUUCCGGUCUUUUCCCAACGUUGUUGCAGUGGUUGCGCAUUUUCGUACUUAAAAUACACACACAUACACACUUGAGAUGCGAUUAUCGUAGAUUCGGUGCAUGGAUGGACUUUUCUCUGAAUGAGAUUUCUAAAGAUAUUACCAUUAGGGCGCUUAAGUUUACUCGAUAGAAGUUUAGAGUGUAUAGUACGAGCGUCGUCCUUAAGACUCCAUUAUAUAUUUUUCACCUGGAGGACGAGCCAAAGAGACGAAGAAAAGUGACUUAAGUGCUAUGAGUUCGCAAUCGAAGAAAAUAAGAAAAUCGUAGGAGAAUCGACGAAGUGUUGUUUGGAACUCUUUAAGGUAUCAGUAUAGUCAAUUGGUUUCUUGACGAGUUGAACUUUAGAAUCCAAUGGAAUUUACUAAUUUGGAUCAAUUUUCAGAUAAUUUUCCAACUCUGGCCGCCUAUGACAAUUCUAAAUUUCCAACAACGAAUGACCGAUCUUUUUUUUGCUUUCCAAAAACCUCUUAAAGUUUUCUAACAUAACUAUAUUCUGUCAGAAAUGUUUCAAGGUUCAACGUUUAAACGUUUCAUCAAAUGGUCAUCCAAACACGUGCAAAGAUACUUUGACUAAACUGAUAUCUUUGUGAUCCAAGCGUUUCGUCGUCGGUAGCAUUAGACUAGCGAUAUUUUCUUUAUGAAGCCCAAGAUGGCUGACUACCUGUACAGACAAAAAGAAAGAGAAAAAGAGAACACAUGUAUUUUCGUGAAACGAGCACGAUUUUAAGAAAGCUGCAUCUAUAGCUGUAGAGAAAAUGAGACGAGGAUCAUAGCUAUUAGUGGUUAAGCUUAGAAUACUUCGAAGAAGAAUAGAGCGGCAUUUACUUUACCGGGACAAGUAUUUUCAUUUAUUUAUUUAAUUGUAGGAAAUAAGCUUCGUGAAGAUCGGUGUUAGUGCGAUCCAUCAACCGUACUAUCGUGAGAAAUGCACUAGUAUGUCGAUGCAUUCACAGUUGCGUUGUUUCGAUAGUUACCUCUUUUUAUUUAUAAUUAUGAUGAUACAUAUAAUAUGGACGGUUAGCGUUCAUAAGCGAGUGAACAGAAUAAGGUUUCGAAUAUUUGAUCUAAGAACCAUUUGUAGUCAGCAAUGUGGAUAUUGUUAACACGUUGACAUCAGUGACGCAUGUUUUUUAUUAAAUUUUCUAAAAUGACCAAAGUAAGAUAAAUUUCAUGCACUAAGGAAUUUUCAACAAUAUGAAGGAUUUAGACAACAUUGCCAGAGUAAAAGCACAGUAUUGUACAUUUAAAUCUAUUCCACCUCCCAUGGCAAAAAUAUGUAAAAUUCGCGUGACAGCCAACGUGUUAAAACUUUAAGAGCUUACGACAAGAAUUAAGUUACCUUUUUUGUUGAUAAUCGGAAAUGAGAGAGAAUCUGCUAGAAGUAAGAUAUUUUUAUAUAUUUAAUAUUGAAACAGCUGAGAUGGCCCAAAUCGAAGAAAGAGUGUAAACAUAAAAAUUUAUUGGAAAGAGAACGAUAUGUCCCUUUGAUUAUAAUUUAAUCUUCGUCUUUCUUUCUCGACCUGAAAAUUUGCAGAUUGCAAAGAAAGAUGAUGCGUAUUACAACGAUAGAGAAUUUAUAGUUGUAAGGAAGAAGUAUUGCACGCGUUAGAAAUUUUGUUGGAGCUUUAGAAAGGAGAACCGUUCCCCAUGAAAUGGUUCGUUUGUAAGCGAAGACGCGAGCGGCGAGUGGAAACUUUCGUUCGAUCGUUUCUAGUCUGUUGCGUUCACAUCGAAGCAUACGAGUUCCGUCCUUGGUUUCUGUUUCCUGCAGCUUUGUUUAUUGUCAAGGGAUGGAAGUUUCCCUCGCCUAUCCAUCAAUUUCCGAUGUGGAGAGAAAGUUGUAAAAAAGAAAAAGAGAAAAGUAUUUUCGUGGUAUAAUCAACGAUUUGCCCCGAGGGCCAAUCUUUCGUUAUAUCGUUAAAAGAACUAUGUUGAAAUUUCACUUUCGUUUGUAAUGUUUCGUUGGUUCUGUGAUAUUUUGAAUUUUUUCUUCUUUUUAUCUUGUUCGUUGAACAUAAAUCGUUCGUUGAACGUAGUGAAUCCGCUGAAUUAAUCGCCGCGCUGUCGCUUUGUAUUUCCGACUUUCAGGACCGACAUAUUGCAGAGAAAGAACGACGUUACCUUGCGAUCGAUGUUAAACAAACCACUGUACCUCUCGAAUUUCGUCCAAAAUGCAUUUUUUAUUUUCUCACGUCAGUGUUGACUAGCUCGUUCGACAAUUCGAUUCCACGUGCUCUAAGAUUCUUUAACCUUUUGGGGUCUGAUUCUUUACUGCAAUAGCAUUCUUCUCUUUCUUUCCUUUUAAUUUCUUUCGUAUAUUUUUAAUCAAUUCUGACAACGAAACAUUUCCCGCGGACUUUCUAGGAGACAAAAAUAGCGGACCACAAGGGGUUAACGACGAAUGAAUUUAGAAAAGAAAAUUAGCGAUUAGAUGAAUGAUUAUUUUGUAGACACGUAUGUCCAGGUUGUACAGAUAUAUAUAUACAUAUAUACAUAUAUAAUAAUAUGUAUAAUAUAUAUAAUACAUAUGUAUAUAUCUAUAUUUUAAUUACGAGUUAUUUAUAUACAUGUAUAGAACGUAAAGAAGAUAGUCGCGAUGAGUCGCUUCCGAUAUGGUUGUAUCCAAGUGUACUAAUUGUUUUCGAUCAUCUUUGCAAUGAUGCACCGAAUGUCGAAAAUGGCUGCGUAUAUUAUUAAUAAAUUGUACUUCACUUUUUCA